UAAUUUAUCUUUUACGAACAAUAAUCCUUUUUAUUGUGGAAAAAUAAAUCGUAUUAAUAUUAUUGAAGAUGCAAAUAAAGUAUAUCAUCCGAUAAUGCAGAGGGUGUUUAUUGCGUCGUUAUUUAUAUAAAGUACAAAUAUAGAGGAAUCAUAUGUAGGGGUAAAUUCACUGAACGCGGUUAAUUCGAUAUAGUGAACUUUCACAGAUUAGGAUGCCAUUUUUUAAUGUCUGUUAUAAAAAAACAAUGCUGAAUUUAAGCAUUGUUCCCCAGACUGAAAUAUUUAAGACAAUAUUUUUCUGAUGUAUUGGUUACUGUAACGCCACAAAAAAUGAAGCUGAAUUACACGCAGUUGCCUAUCAAGGCACAUUAUUUCUUCUUUAUGGCAGCUAUGGGACCAAUUCUUCCAUUUUUACCAGUUUAUGGUAAACAACUUGGUAUUUCAGCAUUAAUUAUGGGCAGUAUAACAGCUAUUCUACCAAUCUUGUUCUUAAUUGCUAAACCAACUUUUGGUUUUCUCGUGGAUUAUUUUUAUGCCUGGAGAAAAACAAUUUUUAUCGCAUUAUUAGCAAUAACGAGUGGUUGCUAUAUUUGUAUGUACUUCUUACCAGUACUUCCAGGUCCAGUUUUUUCAGACUAUAGUUUUAGUAAUGUAUCUUGUGAUUUGUUACCAUAUUGUAAACUAGAGGAUAUUUCUAAGCCAUAUGUAUGUACUGGAGUAAAGAAUGCUAUAUGCCAUUGGACUUGUAUAGAUAAAAAUUUCUCUGUAUCAAUACAAUUCCAAGCACUUAAUGAAGAAAUAAGCUUUUCCUCAAAUUCAACGUGUUUAAUUGAUAAGAAUAGUACCUUAUAUUGUUCCAAACAUAGGAACUGCAAUGUUAUUUGUGAUAACUUGGAUGAUAGUUAUUGUCUAUAUACAUCUGUUACUUUUUGGGGUUUUGUUUUAUUAAUGUCUCUUGGUAAUAUUGGUUUCAAUGUAUGUAAUUGCAUGAGUGAUGCAAUUUGUUUUGAUAUAUUAGGUGAAGGUGGUCAAAUGGGGUAUGGUAGACAACGUGUUUGGGGAACUAUAGGUUUUGGAAUUUCUGCCUUUUUAGCUGGCUACACAGUAGAUUAUUGGUCUAAAGGAGAAAUUAUUAAAAUAUACACACCUGCGUUUUUACUUGUUUUCAUAUUCACACUCAUUGAUCUAUUCUGUUGUAAAAAAUUAGACCUGCCAGUAAUGACAGGAUCGGCAGAUAUACUGAAAGACAUUAUGAAACUUUUGAGGAUGAAACCUAUAAUUAUAUUUCUCUGUUUUGCAACAAUUGCCGGCAUUCUUGAUAGCUUUAUGAUUUAUUUCUUAUUUUGGUAUUUAGAAGACCUCGCUAUGGCAACUAAUUGCAUGAGAGAGAUUAAAUUAAUAGAAGGUUUAAUCGUUGCAGCAGAAACUUUGGGCGGCGAAGUAAUUUUUUUUUCAUUGUCUGGUAAGAUCCUAAAGAAACUAGGAUUCGCAUAUAGCUUUACAUUGUGUUUCGUAUGCUACGCUUUACGACUUGGACUGAUUUCUUUGGCAUUAAAUCCGUGGUGGGUAAUACCAAUAGAACUGUUUAUGCAAGGACCUACUUAUGCACUUUGUUACACGACAAUAGUCGCUUAUGCAAGUAAAGUUGCACCGCCCGGAACAUCAGCUACCGUUCAAGGAAUCGUAGCUGGCAUGGAUGACGGUUUUGGUUUUGCAAUUGGUAGCCUGAUAGGCGGAAUCUUAUACAAAUUAUUUGGAGGUGUAACGACGUUACGGAUAUUUUCAUCAAUUGCCGCUAUAGCAGCAGUCAUAUAUCUCAUUUUAUACCUGUUAUAUUUAAAAGAUGUAACACCAGAUACAAAGAAAAAUGUAGAGUGGAAAACACCAGAAGAAGCUCAAAAGAAAUGUACAGUUGCAGAAAGCUGACUACACAAAGAUGUAAAUCAAAAAUAUUUGAAUAUUUUACUGCAAAUGGAUAUUGUUGUUAAUAAUAUAAUUAUCGUUUUACUAACCGAUUUGUUUAUUACCAAUCGAUAAUUUAUAAAUAAAAUUAGACAUAUUUUUCUUA
Molecule: messenger RNA, 2068 nt
Organism: Bombus pascuorum
Lineage: Eukaryota; Metazoa; Arthropoda; Insecta; Hymenoptera; Apidae
Product: major facilitator superfamily domain-containing protein 6
Exons: 10
Coding region: 331-1926 (531 amino acids)
Cellular component (GO): membrane
Molecular function (GO): transmembrane transporter activity
Source: RefSeq, a predicted model, not a curated record